Molecule: messenger RNA, 2691 nt
Organism: Nothobranchius furzeri (turquoise killifish)
Lineage: Eukaryota; Metazoa; Chordata; Actinopteri; Cyprinodontiformes; Nothobranchiidae
Product: protocadherin beta-12
Biological process (GO): homophilic cell-cell adhesion
Cellular component (GO): plasma membrane
Molecular function (GO): calcium ion binding
Source: RefSeq, a predicted model, not a curated record
AUGAUGGAAUGGGAAACACGAAAAAGCAGGUGGAUGAAAUGGCGUUUUGGAUGCGGACGGUAUUUGCUGGGAGUUGUUCUCCUUUGUUCUCUCUGUGAUUUUACCACCGGACACAUCAGAUAUUCUAUCCCAGAGGAGAUGAAGAAAGGUUCUCUGAUCGGUAAUUUGGCGCAGGACCUGGGUUUGGAUCUGAAAAGGCUCCGUUCUGGUCGGGCCCGAAUCGUUAGCGGAGAAAAUGUUCAGUACACCGAGCUGAAGGCGGACAAAGGGAUUUUAGUGGUGAAAGAGAAGAUCGACCGGGAGCAGCUCUGUGGAGACACAACCCCGUGUAGCUUCAGCUUUGAGAUGAUUCUAGAAAACCCGAUGGAGCUGCAUCAGAUCACUGUUGAGAUUAUAGAUAUAAAUGAUCAUUCUCCCAGGUUUGAAAAGGAUAACAUCCGCUUUGAAAUCAGUGAAUCCGCUACAACGGGCGCUCGUUUCUCGUUAAAAAGCGCAGAGGACGCAGAUGUGGGUGUGAACGGACUGAGAGAAUAUUUAUUAAGUGAGAACGAGCAUUUUGUUAUUAAACAACAUUCAAAUGCAGAUGGAAAGAAAUACGCAGAGAUGGUUCUUCAGAAGCCUUUAGAUCGAGAGACCAACCCAAGUCUGUCUUUAAAGCUGAUAGCUGUGGACGGAGGAACUCCUCAGAAGUCUGGUACAGUAAUUAUUGACGUGACAGUUCUAGAUGCUAAUGAUAAUGCUCCUGUAUUUAAUCAGUCUGUUUAUAAAACUACAGUCAUUGAAAAUUCUGCCAAAGAAACCUACGUCACCACUGUUAAUGCUACUGACGCAGAUUCAGGGUCAAACAGCAUGGUUAGCUAUUAUUUCUCAGAUGAUAGCCGUGCUCUUCAUGAUGUUUUUGUGAUGGAUGAGAAAACUGGUGCAAUUUACAUAAAAGGUGAUGUUGAUUUUGAAAAAGAUAAAAAAUAUGAACUUAGAGUCGAUGCAAAGGAUCAGGGAGGUUUAACAGAUUCUAGUAAAGUGAUAAUUGAAGUAACUGAUGUAAAUGAUAACGCCCCAGUCAUCAGUGUGAUGUCAUUCACUAGUCCUGUGUCAGAGGACUCUCCUCCUGGUACAACUAUCAGUAUCAUUAAUGUUAAAGACCUGGACUCAGGAGAUAACGGACAGGUUUCAUGUAAAAUAGAACAAAACGCUCCUUUCAAAAUAAAGUCCAAUUUAAGGAAUUACUACACUCUGGUGACAGAUUCUGUGUUAGAUCGUGAAAUUGUGUCAGAAUAUAACAUCACUGUAGUUGCGACAGAUGGAGGAAUCCCUCCUCUCUCAGCUAAAAAAAACUUUAGUCUAAAGGUGUCUGAUGUGAACGAUAACGCUCCAGUUUUCCCACAAAGUCUUUACAGCGCGUUUCUACCUGAGAAUAACUCUCCAGGUGUCUUUGUUCUCACUCUGAUAGCUAAAGAUCCUGAUGAGAACCAGAACGCUCGCGUGUCUUAUAUUUUAGAGGACAGUAACAUUGGUGGGUCCCCGAUUUCUCAAUAUGUUUCUGUGAAUGUAGAAACUGGAGUAAUUCAGGCGGUGCGCUCGUUUGAUUAUGAACAAGUUAAGGAGUUAAUAUUUGUAGUUAAAGCACAGGAUGGAGGCUCUCCUCCUCUCAGCAGCAACGUGACUGUGAAAAUACUGAUCCAGGACCAGAACGAUAACCCCCCUCAGGUCCUGUACCCGGUCCAGACUGGAGGGUCCGUGGUGGCUGAGAUGGUGCCUCGUUCAGCAGAAGUGGGCUAUCUGGUGACUAAAGUGGUGGCUGUUGAUGUGGACUCUGGACAGAACGCCUGGCUCUCCUAUAAACUGCAGAAAUCCACAGACAGGGCGCUGUUUGAAGUGGGCUUACAGAAUGGAGAAAUCAGAACUAUCCGUCAAGUGACUGAUAAAGAUGCUGUGAAACAAAGACUGACUGUUAUAGUGGAGGACAACGGCCAGCCCUCUCGUUCAGCUACAGUCAUUGUUAAAGUGGCGGUGGCGGACAGCUUCCCUGAAGUGCUGUCGGAGUUCACUGACUCUACACACGACAAGGAGUACAAUGACAACCUGACUUUUUACUUAGUCUUGGCUCUGGCUGUAGUUUCCUUCCUCUUCAUCACCUGUUUAGUGGUUAUCAUCUCAGUGAAAAUCUACAGAUGGAGACAGUCUCGCAUCCUGUAUCACUCCAGCCUCCCUGUCAUUCCAUAUUAUCCACCACGUUACUCAGACACGCUGGGGACAGGAACUCUCCAACAUGUGUACAACUACGAGGUGUGCAGGACCACUGACUCCAGAAAGAGUGACUGUAAGUUCGGCAGAGCUGCUAGUCAGAACGUGUUGGUAAUGGACCCCAGCUCUACAGGAACCAUGCAGAGGAUGCAGGGUGAGAAGAGCAUCCUGGAUGAGCCUGACUCUCCUUUAGAGGUGAGAUGCUUUAGAAUGUGUUUCAUGUGAUUUAACUUUGGUUUUGUUGGUAAUUAUUUUUACAUCGAAACUGAUUCCAUAGAUUCCUCAUUUUGUUAGAAAAGGUUUUGCUGUUCUUUCAGAACCAACUUGUGGACAGCUCCUUUUUGUGUUACGUUGAGUCCUUCUUAUGUACUUUUGUUAUUCGUUGUUUUUCCACAACCAAAAAGUAACAAAACAACAACAACAACAACAACAACAACAACAACAAUA